Messenger RNA from Phragmites australis (common reed), 910 nucleotides. RefSeq lists its product as uncharacterized. The record is from RefSeq and is a predicted model, not a curated record. Lineage: Eukaryota; Viridiplantae; Streptophyta; Magnoliopsida; Poales; Poaceae. Gene Ontology annotation, molecular function: acylphosphatase activity. Bases 174 to 521 code for a protein of 115 amino acids. The transcript has a single exon.
AAUAUAAAAAUAUGUGCAUAUCUGAGUUUGCAAAUGGAAGUUAAUCGGGCCAGACCGGGGCUAUCGUGGCCCGACGGCCUCCGCUCUCCAGAUUCCGUCCAGCACGUUCGUUGGGUCGUCUCGUUCCCCUCCACGCUUCGCUUCUCUCUCGACCGCGUCACCGACGCCUUGCCAUGGCCAUCUCUGCCGAUGACGACGCCUCCUCGACGCCCGCGCCUCAUCCGCAGCAAGAGCCCGCGCGGAAGGCGGUCCGCGUGGUGGUGAAGGGCCGGGUGACGGGGGUGGGGUUCCGCGACUGGACGGCGUCAACGGCCGAGUCGCUCGGCCUCGCCGGGUGGGUCCGCAACCGCUGCGACGGCACCGUCGAGGCCCUCCUCUCCGGCGACCCCGAAAAGGUGGACGAGAUGGUCUCCCGCCGCCUCCCCGUGGGUCCCCCCGCCGCGGCCGUCACCGCCGUCGUCCCCUCCCCCGCCGACACCGUCCACCCAUCCCUCGGCUUCGAGAUCAAAUUCACCGUCUGAUCGAUCCCGCGCCCGGUUCGCGCGUUCUUGGACGACAACUAAUCCUGAUGAUCAGAAGCUCUACCAGGUGCUCUGUUUAGGCAAAAUCUCCGCCUUUUGGGAAAUCGCUGCUGGAGAUGGGUUGAGACGUGAGUGGUUCUUGCCUUCUUGGUGAAUAAAUAUGGCAAUGGUUUGAUUUGGUGAUUCGUCAUCGUAAGUGUAUGCGCAUCUGUUUCACCCGCGUAUUUAGCAAGUGCAAUCACGAAUAAAGAUCACGUGUUCAUGUCCAAAUUUGUAUAGUUGUAUCUACUAGUAAUGCUUGUUCUGCCAAGUACUAUGAAAUCUGCAGUGUGUAGUUCAGUAGUUCUUGAACAAUUGCAGUACUCUUGAACGAGACCAGAUUUCGUACC